AUGGCCUCUCAACAGCUUAAACCCCAGUUCUUCGUCACCCGCCAGAACGGUGCCAUGGUUCCACUCAUCGCCAUGGAUGAGCUGCCCAUCCAUGUACAAGUCCAAGGUGUAUCACGGACUCUGAAUGCUUUCGAGAUCGGUGGCAUGACUGGUGUUGGUCUCGCUGAAGCCCGACAUCAAUUCUACGUGGUCGAGAGCAUCAACAACACGAAACCAAUCUCAUUCGGUCCAGCCAAUCCAAAGUCUACGCCAGACUCUGCAACCAGCACACCGAUCUUGCGCACGACGGAUCUGGUAGCUCCUUCUACGAGCAUCGCCUCUGGCCCAUCAUCCAAUACCUCAGUGACCUCAGCUACUCAGGGAGCAGACUCAUCUCGUGCGACGUCUCCCGAAACAAUUGGUUUUGGCAAACCCGAUCCGCCAGCUCCUGUGCCAGCCGCACCAGCCCCGCUGCCCUGGCGUGGUCAUGCUGUACCCACUCCUCCUACUCCUACCCCGGGCCUUUCCACCUUGACCAAGAAGUCUCUUCCUGAGUACGACGAGAAUCCCGAAAUGCCGGCCCUUGGAGAGAAGAUUUACUGCUCCUACUGGCUCCGGAACGGCGAGUGUAGCUUCACCCAGACCGGCUGUAAGUUCAAGCACGUGAUGCCCAUCAGCAUCCCGGUCCUUGAAGCUAUCGGUAUGCGCGAUCUGCCUGAUUGGUUCCGCCAAGCCCACGGCUGUGGCAGUCUGAGCGUCAAUGGUGGACGAAAUGGCUUGAGCUUUGGCAUUACUCUUACCAACGUCAGUGGUUUGCCGGCCAAGUCUGAGCCUCGCACCCGGAUCGAUCCUGUGGCCAGUCGACGGACAAUUGCUGCUCACAUCAACAGCGUGCCGUCCCGAGGUCUUCGAUACGGUGGUGAUCAGCAGGCUUUCCGACCGAACAACCCACGUCGUGCUGCAAUUGGCGCUCCACGCGUUCCUCGUAUCCCUACGGACGAGGAGAAAGCCUUGGAGCGUGAGCGCCGCGACAAGCGCAUGGCGGCUGCUUUCGAUGCCGACAUGGAGAGCACUGCCUGUACUGAGAUGACCGAUGCCGAGAUGGUGAAGAUCAGGGAGCGCGAACAGGCCGGAUGGGAGGAAGAGCAGAAGGCUCGCCAGGGUACUGCAGGCGCAGGUGCUCAGACCGGUAGGGUCGAGGAGAGGAUUCCAGUGAAGGAGCAAGAGGGUGGCAGCAGCAAGGAGGAGAAGAACAAGUCUGAUCCUGGUUCCGGCUCAGGGGACAAGAAGAAGCCGCGCGGGCGAUAUGGUCGCAGCAAUCGUAAGACUGUGGAGUAG
This is a messenger RNA of Cladophialophora carrionii CBS 160.54, 1317 nucleotides long. RefSeq lists its product as uncharacterized. The transcript has 2 exons. Lineage: Eukaryota; Fungi; Ascomycota; Eurotiomycetes; Chaetothyriales; Herpotrichiellaceae. The record is from RefSeq and is a predicted model, not a curated record. Gene Ontology annotation, molecular function: metal ion binding. Bases 1 to 1317 code for a protein of 438 amino acids.